ACUACAAUUGUGUCGCCUUCCUUUGUCUCGUUAGCCUCCCUUCCAAACACUUCUCCCCUUCUCUCUGUCCAAAGAACAAAUAGACAAGAGGAGGAGAAGAAAAAGAAAAAUCAUCUGACAUUCGUAUUUUAUUUGCCUCUCUCUUCUCUUUUACUUUUCUUUCUUGUAUGUCCACCUCAUGAAGGAAACCUUCCGAGUUUUCUCAUAAACCCUAGAUUACGAUUCGAAUUUCCCUAUGGACCUACCUCUCUUCAUUUCCCCAAUCUCUCCGAUGAACCGCUCUCUCUCUUCUCCUCCUUCUUCCUCCCCCUCCGGCGACUCUGAUACUGAUUUCCCUGGCGCUUGGUACGGCAACAUCCAGUACCUUCUCAAUAUUUCUGCCAUCGGUUUGUUCUUCUGUGUCUUCAUUUUUAUUUUCGUCAAGCUUCGCAGCGACCACCGUCGAAUUCCUGGUCCCUCUGCACUCGCUGCUAAGCUUCUCGCCGUCUGGCAUGCAACUGGGAGAGAGAUCGCCCGUCACUGUGGAGCCGACGCUGCCCAGUUCCUCAUAAUUGAAGGCGGAAGUUUUGUUGCGCUCUUUGCCAUUGCGGUUUUAUCAAUUUGUAUUCUUCUUCCAUUGAAUCUCUACGCUGGAACUGCCGUACUUGAUGACCAAUUCUCCAAGACGACGAUAAAUCAUAUCGAAAAAGGUUCGGGUUAUCUGUGGAUUCAUUUUCUGUUUGUUGUUAUUGUCGUUGUAUUAGUGCAUUUCGGUAUGUCUGUCAUUGAAGAGAGGCUGAAAAUAACUAGAUUUAGGGAUGGAAAUGGGAAUUUGAGUGACCCAAAUGCGAAUUCUACUGCUAUUUUUACUAUCAUGGUACAGGGAUUGCCUAAGAGUUUGGGGGAUGAUAGGGUUGUACUGCUCGAGUAUUUUCAACAUAGGUAUCCUGGUAAGGUUUAUAAGGUUAUUGUUCCUAUGGAUUUGUGUACAUUGGAUGAUUUAGCCUCUGAGUUGAUUAGGGUGAGGGAUGAAAUUACUUGGUUAGUUGCUAGAAUUGACUCUAGACUUUUGCCUGAAGAGAGUGAUAAUGACAUUAUGGGAGAGGGUUUUGUGGAGAGAUUAAGGGGCUGGGUGAUUUAUUUGUGUGGAAGAGUGAAAAUUAUGUGGGAUCAGAUGAUGGAUGGAUUGGGUUACACAGAUGAAGAGAAGUUGAGGAAAUUACAAGAAAUGAGAGCAGAAUUAGAGUCCGAUUUGGCAGCAUACAAAGAAGGCCGUGCACCAAGUGCAGGAGUUGCAUUUGUGAUUUUUAAAGAUGUUUAUACAGCUAAUAAAGCUGUUCAGGACUUCCGCAAUGAGAAGAUGAGGCGUUUUGGUAAGUUCUUCUCUAUUAUGGAGUUGCGGCUGCAAAGGAACCAAUGGAAAGUCGAACGAGCCCCACUGGCAACAGAUAUUUACUGGAACCAUUUGGGUUCGACAAAGCUGUCACUGAAGCUUCGGAGAUCAUUUGUAAACACAUGCUUACUGUUGAUGCUUUUGUUCUUUAGCUCUCCCCUUGCGGUUAUAACUGCCCUGACGAGUGCUGGCCGGAUCAUUAAUGCAGAAGCAAUGGAUAAUGCUCAAUCAUGGUUGGCCUGGGUGCAAAGUUCCAGCUGGUUUGCAUCUCUGAUUUUCCAGUUCUUGCCUAAUGUCAUGGUAUUUGUGAGCAUGUAUAUAGUAGUUCCUUCAGCUCUUUCUUAUCUUUCCAAGUUUGAACGUCAUCUGACUGUGUCUGGGGAGCAAAGAGCUGCACUUCUAAAGAUGGUUUGCUUCUUCCUUGUAAAUCUUAUUCUAUUGAGAGCUCUGGUUGAGUCUUCUUUGGAAAGUGCAAUCUUGAAGAUGGGUAGGUGUUAUUUGGAUGGAGAAGAUUGCAAGAGGAUUGAGCAAUAUAUGAGUGCAUCAUUCUUGUCAAGAUCAUGCCUUUCUUCUCUUGCAUUUUUAAUCACAAGCACCUUCUUAGGAAUAUCUUUUGAUCUAUUGGCUCCAAUCCCUUGGAUAAAGAAAAAGAUCAAGAAAUUUCGGAAGAAUGACAUGCUCCAGUUAGUGCCAGAGCAAAGCGAAGAGUACCCCCUGGAAAAUCAGAUGAUAAACAGUCUUCAGAGACCACUGAUGCAUGAGAAUGUGUUUGACUCCCCCAGAUUUAAUGGAAUUGAUCCAGAGGGACAAAAUCUUUCUGAAUAUCCAAUCAGCAGAACCUCUCCCAUUCCCAAGCAGAAAUUUGAUUUUGCACAAUAUUAUGCAUUUAAUUUGACAAUAUUUGCCCUGACCAUGAUAUAUUCGUCAUUUGCUCCACUUGUGGUCCCUGUUGGUGCAGUUUAUUUUGGGUAUAGAUAUGUGGUUGACAAGUACAACUUUCUUUUUAUAUAUAGAGUCCGGGGAUUUCCUGCAGGCAACGAUGGGAGGUUGAUGGACACAGUACUGUGUAUCAUGCGGUUCUGUGUUGAUUUAUUCCUUCUUUCAAUGCUUUUAUUCUUUUCAGUCCAUGGAGACUCCACGAAGUUGCAGGCCAUUUUCACUCUUGGAUUGUUAGUAAUGUACAAAUUAUUGCCUUCUGAUAAUGAUGGUUUUCAAUCAGCUCUUUUAGAAGGCAUCCAGACCGUUGAUAGUAUUGUAGAUGGACCCAUUGACUAUGAGCUUUUCUCACAACCCAGGUUUGACUGGGAUACAUAUAAUUCAUGAUAUGAAUCUUACCCCUGUUCAGUAUUAGUUGAAUAUCCAUUACUCUUAGAGGCAAAAA
Molecule: messenger RNA, 2753 nt
Organism: Hevea brasiliensis (rubber tree)
Lineage: Eukaryota; Viridiplantae; Streptophyta; Magnoliopsida; Malpighiales; Euphorbiaceae
Product: CSC1-like protein At4g35870
Exons: 1
Coding region: 236-2695 (819 amino acids)
Cellular component (GO): plasma membrane
Molecular function (GO): calcium-activated cation channel activity
Source: RefSeq, a predicted model, not a curated record